This is a messenger RNA of Zygotorulaspora mrakii, 2163 nucleotides long. RefSeq names its product Afr1p (gene AFR1). Lineage: Eukaryota; Fungi; Ascomycota; Saccharomycetes; Saccharomycetales; Saccharomycetaceae. Bases 1 to 2163 code for a protein of 720 amino acids. The transcript has a single exon. The record is from RefSeq and is a predicted model, not a curated record.
AUGUAUCCAACUUUUACUAAUAACAAUGCCAGCCAAGACGCUGUUAGUGUGUAUUCUGGCAAUAGCACUAACACCAACAGCUCUUUUUCUUGUCGCGGUGGAGCGCAUAACCCAUCUAGAAUGAUUCCUCGAUCCAAUUCCACAUCUGAUCUGUUUGAUAUCCCCUUGCAACAUGGCACCAAGGCGAAGAAAAGGAAACAUCCUCCCUAUGCGAUAUCACCAGAGAUAGCACGUAUUAACGGUAGAUUUAUGAGUUCGAACGCAUCGCUGGCGAGUCGUGAUAAAAAUAAUAACUACGUAACAUCUAAGGGUCAUGAGCAACAUAAUCAAAGCUUGAAGGCAAAGGCGAAACUUUUUCCGCAAGAUAACAGUACUUAUCCUCAAAAGAAGCCCCAUUCUCAUAGCUGCAAUAAGAGCCAGGGGGUUCCGUUGCAACACUCCCAUCAGGAUCCAAAUUCGAAAACGUUUUACGCUGGUCAUGUUCGACCUCUGAAGGAUUCCGGCAUUUACUUGGCGUCAAAUAGCAGAUUGAACCCUAUACUGGAGGGUACUCAAUUUAGAAGGCCUUUGACUCCAUAUGAGAUGCAAAGGAAACAAAUGAAAAAAUCGUUUCAGUUCCCAAACGGGGAGAAUUUUACACCAAAAAAUAGAUCCGUCAUCGGUUUGUCACGGUUAGACUCAGCUAACCCGAAAGAUACACAGAGAACGAUGUCUAAUGCAUCAAGAUCCAAUAGUUUAGCAAUGAUUAACCCAGGAGCUCAGGCUGCUCUUCAUUCGUUGUCUAGAUCUCAGUCAAUGAGUUCCGUGACUCUUAAAUAUAAUGCAUCUCAACCACUGGUGAAAAUGAACGGUUCACCUGUUACUUCUGGAAGUAGCAGUAGUAGUUACAAUAGUAUGAGAGAACAUGCUAGUAAUGACAGUACUGAUCCAAGCAGUGAGCCAAGUACCAAUAGCAGUGCUACUGGACUCUCGCCUCCUCCAAAAGGUCCUUUGAAACCGAUUUCAAUUAUUCAGUGUAAACCAGUACCCAUAAGACCUACUGCUCCACAGAUCCGUAGUACCAAGAAUAAUAUGCAUUCAAUGAAAGCUUCAGAUAGUUUACCAAACAAUGUCAUGGAGAAGGCACAAGGACCAUCAAAAUGGGGCACGUUCUUUAAGAAAAUGUUUUCACCAUCAACACAUUCAUUUCUUUCGAGAAAAAAGAAAUUGAUUGCGAAAGGAAAUGAAGAACGGAAACUAAAAAAGAAAGAUGUAGAUAUUGUAUGCUCCGCAUCCCCUUCAGAACUUCAAGCAGAGACUCCAGCAACUUUGAAACAAAUGUUAGUAGAUGUGAGUGCCUCCAUACCAAUUCAUGAAUCUUCAUCCAAAGAUAACGAAAUUGGAAAUCUAAAUAAAAAGGACGAACAGGUCAAUACGAAAGCGGAUGAAAACGAUGACGAUGAUGAUUACGAUGAUGAUGACAACAUACUAAUGGAUACCGAUCUAGUAUUUGAUAGCUUGCUGUUGAAGGCUGAUGAAAAGCAUCUAUCUGCCGUCAAUAAGCAAAAGGACUUGGCAAAAAAACUUUCCCAAUCGGACACCACAAAGAAUGAUGACAAUUCCACUAAAGAAAUAGAUGUACGAGCUCACAAGGAGGAAGGGACUCUCGACCCUCAGUUAGAUUAUGAUCUUAUCUCAGAUUUCUCAAAGUUAGGGUCUAUAAUUAAUCAGUUCCCUACCCUACCGGAUCCUCAGGCAGAUGUCUCUUUAAAAUUACCGCUAAGGUCAAACAAGCGACCAGUUAUGACUAAUAAAGAUUCAAUAAGAUCUUUCUACCAAACGAACAGACAUAAUACAGAAUAUACCAGUAGGCUACUAGAAAGGCUGAACCAAGAGUGGACGUUAGUCCAUUUAGAUCAAUCCAUUAAAUCAUCGCUAGGUCAAGGUGUGUCGAUGCUGAAAAAUAGACAGUUAAGAUUUUCUGGAAGCAUCUAUGUGAACGAUACGUGGUCUCCCCACGAGUAUGAACGUUGCGAUAAGAAAUUUAUUAAGAAUCGCCGCAGAAUGAUGCAAUUGGAAAAUGAGAGGUUUGUUCAAGCAAUAAAAUUUGAGCUCAAUGAAUAUAAAAGGAACGAUAUGAUUGUACAUCAAGAUAGUGCACAGUACACGCAUUUUUUUCUGUAG